AUCAAACAAGAUGACAUAAAAGAUAAAGAUAAAGUGAAGAUUAUAUAUAGGAAGUAGGAUUAUAUGAGGAACAUCUGACAUAUGACCUCCCCAGCUACAGUCCCUCUUGUGAAGCCGCGGGUUGUCGUCCGAGUACGGCCUCUCGCGAAAGAAGGCGACCACUUAGGUAACGGUAGGAGAGUGUACAAAAGACUCGCGAAAUGGGACGAAGGAGCACUAGUUUUGGAUAACAAUGUCGAUUUCGAUCGACUGGAUGGGGAACCCGUUCUUUAAGCUACGGGUCGCUCUAAACAUGAUGCUGGCGUCGGCAAAAAAGCGGAGGCGUCAACUGUUACUAAAAGUUCGGUUAGUAGAAGUUCUGCUUCUACCGGCUUUACAGUCGGAAAAGCUCCGGGGGCAGCUGCUGGUAAGAAUUUUUUCAAAAACCUAGGAACUCCGAAAGCGAAGGCGAAGUCUAAAGUUGUUGAGCUCCCUCCCAACACCACUACAGCGACACCUCAAGAAAAGCCUCCUGAGGAUCCUGCUAUGUAAAUAUACCCGAAUGAAGCUGCGGGUGGUCUCGAUAAGACUUCUGAGGAGGGUAAGGACCAGGCUGUUGAGGAAGUGAUCGAGUCUGCUACAACUUCUACAACGCCAGCUUCUGCUUCGAGUACUGGUGCCGCGACAAGCAGCAGUGGCUGGGCAGGCCCCAGUACGUCUAAGGUCGCGAUGUCAUCCCACCUUUGUCGUCCGCAGGUUUAUAUAUAUGUUUAUGGAGGACAUAAACAUAUUGGAAAGGUGGCUAGGACAUAAACAUAUUGGAACGUAGCCAUUUUGGCUCAAGAAGAAGGUGGCUAGGAAUAGAGCAAGGAAAAGUGAAUGACGAAAGCAGGGAUUCGCAAGAGUCUCGGUCAUCACAUGCAGCUCGCGCAUUUUUCGGUUCAUCUGAUGGCAUAUCUAGCCUAUACGCUCACUCCGUCACAAGUGAGCCCACUCCUAUCCUAUCCUAUUGGAUACAGAUGCGACGCAGAAUUCCGUCUACGACUCUGCCGCCUCGGACUUGGUGGACAAGUUUUUGUGCGAGAGACUUUCUAUUUGCCUAUGGGCAAACAGGCACGGGGAAAACGCAUACCAUCUUCGGACCCGCGCACAGUCGGAGCGAUAUCAACCACGAGGAUGCCGGAAUUUUCCCGAGAGCAGUCUCGAAGGUGCUGGCGUUCAUGAAGGGCAGGAAGGCGGUUCUUUGCGCGUCUGCGAUGGAGUUCUACAUGUGCCAGUGCACGGAUCUGAUGGACGACAAUGCGCCUUGCGUGAUCGACGAAAACCACAUGCCUGUGGGCUUAAAAGCUGUCGAAAUCAGCAGUAAAAAGGACUCCGUAGAGUUUAUGGCGAAUGCUCGGAACUUGCGGCAUACCAUGUCAACGUUGAUGAACCAAGCGAUUAUCAAGAAGACCGGGGAAGCAGACCAUGAGGGCAGUAGCAGGAGAAACUGCUCUCUCAUAUUACUUACACUUGCGACAAAUGAUCGUGGGGAGGUGGAAAAGAAAAUGAAAACGAAUCAAAAGAAGCUUCUUCCGGACCAUCUUGCCAGAAGACAAGCCUGCAUAUUAUGGAUACGGCAGGCGCAGAGAGGAGGAGUUCAACAGGCAACGACCACGAACGCGGAGUUGCGGCUGUCAUGGAAUAUUUCCGAGGGAAAGCUCCGGAUUGAUAUCGCGACUGGUGGACAAGGAUUUAUUGUUAAUUACGAGCUUUUCGGCCUCCGAGAUUGUGUAGUCCAAGCUGCGGAAGCGCAUCGGAAGAAGAGAAAGCUGGCGAUUCCAAAAGCGAAUACCGGGACCAGCUUUCAAGAGUACACGAGCGCCUGUUUUACCGGAUCGAUGUUACUAACCAUGAUUGUUAACUUGUCGCCGGCUCUUUCAUGCGGUUGGAAAACUUGGUUCUCGUGCACCUAUGGUGAAGAUCUUUGUUGUCCGGUAAAACCACAGAGUGUGCAUCUAGAUUUGGGGAAGCUGUUGAAGGAGUUGAUCUAUCAGGCAGAAAAAAGUGCACACGAAGUGGCGAAAACACCAACUUCUGGUCCCGGAAACAAAUACAUGGCGCGACGAGUUAUCAAAGUGAGACACGAUACCCGAGAAGUGGAGCUCUGGCAGAAGUUAGAAGCAUUUGUUUCUGCUUGAUGAGAAGGAUGUGUAAUUUGAAGAAUUUUUUCACUCCUUUAGGAAUAACAAAAGCAUCUACAUUUUGUAACUUGCUUCAGACGUGUUCCACUGGAACAAUUGCGAUUAGCAUUAGAGCGCAACUCUGAUUGGGUAAGAUCGUACUUGUCUCACGUAGGUGUGCUAGUCCUUUUGGUUUCUGUCGCUUGUGCAACGAACCGUGCAC
Molecule: messenger RNA, 2364 nt
Organism: Amoebophrya sp. A25
Lineage: Eukaryota; Dinophyceae; Syndiniales; Amoebophryaceae
Source: the annotation of a GenBank genome assembly